CAUAUAACAAAAUCAAAGAAAAGCAGCAGCAGCAGUAGUAGUAGUAGUAGUAGUAGUAGUCAUAAUAGAAAUGAACAAUAUACUACGAUAUUAUCUCACUUUGUAUCCUUUCUCAGAACCUAUUUCUUUGGAAUACAUAAUAAGAAGCAACCGAAACAGGCAUUUUAUGUGUGUCUAAAGGGUGAAGGAUUUAUGCCCCGAACACCAACGAGAAAAACGGAUGUAUUGAUUACUCCAUAUACAGUAACAGCUACUACUCCAAUUAAAGAUAGGAAUCAUCAUCGGCAACAACGACAACAACCUUCUACUGUCCUCAAUGCUGUUAUUACAUUAUCAGAGAUACUUACUACUGAGCAAUCUCAUCAUGUUCAAAGUUAUUAUAAAAAAAGGGAACCUCCCUUACAAAUUGUAACUUUUAAAAGAGACCUUCCUCUCUUUGAAAAAAACAAUGACCCAUCUAAAAAGAAAAGAGACAUAUCUCGUACUAAUUCUGCUUAUUUACGCAUAAUUGUAGCUGAAAUAAAUAUGAUGCGAACUGAAAAAAUCGUUUGUCCUUUAAGGCAUAGAGGUUCUUUACCUCCUAGAAUUGAUUUAUUUCAAUCUUCUUUACCAAGUCCACUUAAAAGAUAUUCAACUAUUUAAUAAACUAUCGGGAAUAUAAUACAUACAUUACUAUAUGUCUUUUUUUUUUUUUUUUUUUUUU
This is a messenger RNA of Cokeromyces recurvatus, 703 nucleotides long. RefSeq lists its product as uncharacterized. The record is from RefSeq and is a predicted model, not a curated record. The coding region runs from base 193 to 642 and encodes 149 amino acids. NCBI's taxonomy places the organism in Eukaryota, Fungi, Mucoromycota, Mucoromycetes, Mucorales, Mucoraceae. The transcript has a single exon.